This is a messenger RNA of Diachasmimorpha longicaudata, 720 nucleotides long. RefSeq names its product coiled-coil domain-containing protein 12. Gene Ontology annotation, cellular component: post-mRNA release spliceosomal complex; U2-type spliceosomal complex. NCBI's taxonomy places the organism in Eukaryota, Metazoa, Arthropoda, Insecta, Hymenoptera, Braconidae. The coding region runs from base 191 to 664 and encodes 157 amino acids. The record is from RefSeq and is a predicted model, not a curated record. The transcript has 4 exons.
GCUGCUAUUACCAGCAGGGACGAAUUUAUCUACUUUAACAUGUGUCGGAAAUUUUCCCAAAUUUGAGCGAUUAUUUCUUAGUGGACGUUAGAGCUGUCAAUUUCAUGCAAACAUUUGUUAUUGUUUACAUUCCAAUAAAAGGAGCACAGUGAGUGAACUAUCGAAGGAUUAGUAAACAUAACCCCUCCGAAUGACGAAAAUCAUCUCCGAAAUGAGCGAAGAAACUGUUGGAACUCUGGAAGAAGAGGCAUUGAAAAGAAAAGAGAGACUUGCAGAGUUAAAGAGGAAGAAGGAUAACUGCGAACAAAAAAACAGUGAACAAGCGGUCGAUUUACCAAAGCCAAGAUUCAGAAGUUAUAAACCCCAGGAUGAGAAUCUGAAAGAACAUGUUGUUGAUACACCCAUCUCAGUUGAGUUGGAGAAGGAGAAUCCAGAGGAGGUUACAAGGUCUAAAGCUGUCAUUGAAGAGCUCGACAUUGGGAGCUUAGCACCGAGAAAACCCGACUGGGAUUUGAAACGUGAUGUAUCAAAGAAACUAGACAAAUUGGAAAGGCGAACGCAAAAAGCCAUUGCAGAGCUAAUUAUUGAGAGGAUAAAAAAGGACAAGGACGACAUGGCAAGUAUAGUCACCCUGACUGGAAAUUCAAGUAUACAGGAUAAAUAGAAAAACCUUAUAAAUUGUAACUGUAAUUCAUAAAAUUUUAUUUGUUUCUUAAACAA